Molecule: messenger RNA, 1772 nt
Organism: Plectropomus leopardus (leopard coralgrouper)
Lineage: Eukaryota; Metazoa; Chordata; Actinopteri; Perciformes; Serranidae
Gene: prim1
Product: DNA primase subunit 1
Biological process (GO): DNA replication, synthesis of primer
Source: RefSeq, a predicted model, not a curated record
GAAAAUUUAGGUUUCAUAGCGCAGCAAACAUUCACAUUUUUCUUUCUCUUAGCAAAUUGUCUUUACUUAUCAUUGUUGCCUGAUCCGGUAGAGAAGAUAUUUUGGGAUAAAGACCGAUUGCUUGCGAAAACAGUUUCCGCAUUUUAUGACGUGUGUGUCUUGUCCUUGUCCCAUUGGUCUUCUCCUCCGCUCAAGAGAUUUCCCGCGCUGCUCGCUGUAAAACAACACACUGAGCUGUCAGCCUGUAGCAAAAGCAAGCUAACGUCCUAAAAGCGAUUUCACGUACUUUUCCGCCGGUACCGGGGCAGUUUCUUUAUAGUCAGGUAAUGCCGUCCUCAGAUUAUGACUCUGCCGCUCUGCCGGAUUUGUUGCCGCUGUACUACCGACGGCUGUUUCCCUUCUCACAGUAUUACCGCUGGCUGAACUAUGGAGGAGUGCAGAAGAACUACUUUCAGAACCGAGAGUUCUCCUUCACACUCAAAGAUGACAUCUACGUCCGCUACCAGUCGUUUAGCACGCAGACGGAGCUCGAGAAGGAAAUGCAGAAGAUGAACCCUUACAAGAUUGAUAUCGGAGCCAUCUAUAGUCACAGGCCCAGUCAACACAACACAGUGAAGUCAGGAACCUUCCAGGCCCUGGAGAAAGAGCUGGUGUUUGAUAUCGACAUGACAGAUUAUGACGAUGUCAGAAGCUGCUGCAGUGCUGCAGACAUUUGCAGCAUGUGCUGGACCCUGAUGACCAUCGCCAUUCGCAUCCUGGACAGAGCUCUUCGAGAGGACUUUGGUUUCCAGCACCUGCUGUGGGUUUAUUCGGGCAGAAGAGGAGUGCAUUGCUGGGUGUGCGAUGAAGCUGCGAGGAAGCUCUCUGUAGCAGCGCGCUCGGCCGUUGCAGAGUACCUCAGCCUGGUUAAGGGAGGAGACGAGACGGUAAAGAAAGUUGUGCUCACAGAUCCAAUUCAUCCUUUUAUCAAAGAGUCUUUGUCGGUGGUGGAACGAUACUUCCCCCGCUACGCUAUACAGGAACAGGACAUACUGGGCCGCAAAGACUCUGUAGACAAAGUGCUGGCACUUGUUCCUGAAGAUGUAAGAAAAGAAUUACAGCAGGACUUCCAAAGCGAGAAGAAACCAGAGACACGUUGGAAACUGCUGAAGGAACAAGCCAACAGGAAACAGGCCACUGCCAAAAAGAGCCAACACUUUGAGAAAGAAAUCAUGCUGCAGUAUUGUUACCCCCGGCUCGAUGUGAACGUCAGUAAAGGCGUGAACCAUCUGCUGAAGAGCCCCUUCAGUGUCCAUCCCAAAACAGGGCGAAUUUCUGUUCCCAUCGACCUCAAAGAGCUAGAAACGUUUGAUCCCUUCGCUGUGCCCACAAUCAGUCAGAUCUGUGAGGAGCUGGAUCGACCCAGGACGGGCGAAGAGGAGGAGAAGUCAGAGGACACCAAGGAGAAGGAAAACGGGACGGACGCAGCAGAGAGACGAAAGAUCAGAGAUUAUAAGAGAACAAGUCUGGCGAAGUACGUGAAGCACUUUGAUCGGUUUGUGGAUGGGAUGGCUCGCUCGUGGAAAGGAGAACUUCUCAAAAAGAGCGAUCUUCAGAAAGACUUCUGAGCUGGAUCGACGAUCAGGCAGUGAGACACGACAGAAACUGUUAAAGCUCCUUAUUACUUUUUGUGGAUGACGACACAAACUUUCCUGUUUUGGGGGUUUCAUUUUUUUCUGUAAUGUUGACAUUUUUCUGAUGAACAAUAAUUUCAUCCAGAUCUAAUUUCCAGA